Molecule: messenger RNA, 3354 nt
Organism: Physella acuta
Lineage: Eukaryota; Metazoa; Mollusca; Gastropoda; Physidae
Product: serine/threonine-protein phosphatase 6 regulatory ankyrin repeat subunit B-like
Molecular function (GO): protein binding
Source: RefSeq, a predicted model, not a curated record
AUGGCGAUAAGCUUUAUUACAUCAAGGCUUGCUUUUUUACAUGGUGAAGGUAGAAAUGUAGAGCUAUAUCUCAAAAGCGGAGUAGACAUAACUCAGACUAAUUCCGACCUAAUGGAAUCCCUACUGUUUGCAUCUGUUAAUGGACAUUAUGAAACAGUUGAAUUGCUCAUAAAAGCGGGGACAGACGUAAAUGGUUGUAAAUUAAACGGUUGGAAUGCAUUGAUGCUAGCGUCCGUUAAUGGGCAUGUUAUAACUGCUGAAUUACUUAUAAAAAGUGGUGCAGAUGUGAAUAAAAUUAAUUCGGACGAAUUAAAUGCACUGAUGAUGGCAUCUUUUAAUGGACAUUUUAGGACUGCUAAAAUACUUAUAAGAAACGGAGCAGAUGUAAAUCACAUUUAUUCAGAAGAGGUGGACACAUUAAUGAUUGCAUCUCUUAGUGGACAUUAUAAAACUGCUAAACUGAUUAUUAAUAGCGGAGCAGAUGUGGAUCGUAAAGAUUCAGAGAGUCGGACUGCACUUAUGCAUGCAUCCAAAAAUGGACAUACUAAAAUUGUUGACUUGCUACUUAAAAACGGAGCUGAUAUUAAUCGGAUAAACUCUGAUGGAAAUGAUGCAUUUAUAAGUGCAUCAUAUUAUGGACAUGUAAAAACCGUUGAAUUAUUGAUCAAAUGCGGAUCAGAUUUGAAUCGCAUUAAUUCACUUGGUUAUGAUGCAUUAAUGACUGCAGCAGAAAAUGGAGAAGAUAAAACUGUAAAAAUACUAUUAAAAAGAGGAUCAGAUGUAGAUCGCACUUUAAUAAAUGGUCGUGAUGCACUUAUACUUGCAUCAGAAUACGGUCAUGAUAAAACUGUUGACGUACUUCUGAAAAGUGGAGCGGAUAUUAAUCGGAAAAGCUCUGAAGGAAACAAUGCUUUAAUGUAUGCUUCAUGGUUUGGAUAUAUCAACACUGUCGAGUUAUUGAUUAAAUGUGGAGCAGAUGUAAAUAUCAUUAGUCCACUUAAUAAGGAUGCAUUAAUGUAUGCAUCAGAAGCUGGGCAUAAUGAAAUUGCUAAGAUACUUUUGAGAAACGGAUCUGAUGUUAAUCGCACUACAACAGGUGGAUGGGAUUGUUUAAUGCUUGCAUCAUUUAAUGGACAUGAUACAACUGUUGAACUACUUAUAAACAGUGGAGCAGAUAUAAAUCGGGUUGAGGCAGAUGGUUGGGAUUGUUUAAUGAUGGCAUCACUAAGUGGACAUUAUAAAACCACUGAACUACUUAUAAACAACGGUGCAGAUAUAAAUCGCCGUAAUGCAGAUGAUAGAAAUGGAUUGAUGGCUGCGUCAAAUAAAGGACAUGCCAAAACUGUUGAAUUACUUAUCAAAGCGGGAUCUGGUGUAAAUAGCAUAACUUCAAAUGGUGUGGAUGCUUUAAUGAUUGCAUCCUUAGCUGGGUAUUAUAACACUGCUAAAAUUCUUAUCGCAUACGGGGCCGAUGUAAAACGCAAUAAUGCAGAUGGCAUGAAUGCAUUGAUGGUUGCAUCUCAAAAGGGACAUUAUAAAACUGUUAAAACACUUAUCGCCAGCGGAGCAGACGUAAAUAUUACUAGUAUAAACGGUAUGGAUGCAUUAAUGUGUGCUUCUGCCGAUGGUCAUUAUACUAUAGCUAAGCUACUAAUAAAAAGUGGAAUAGAAAUAAAUCACAUUGAUGAGAGCAACUGUGAUGCAUUAAUGCAUGCAUCCGUCAGAGGACACCAUGAAAUAGUUAAAUUACUCUUAAAACGCGGAGCUAAUGUAAGCACUGUUAGUUCAUUAGGUAGAGAUGCAUUAAUGCUUGCAUCGAUGGCUGGCCAUAUUAAAAUCAUUCAAAUACUUAUAGAAAACGGAGCAGAUGUCAAUCGUAUUAAUCCAGAAGGUUUAAAUGCAUUAAUGUUUGCAUUAAACAAUGAAAAUAUCGACAUUGCAGAAUUGCUCAUUCAAAGUGGAACAGGAGUAAACCACAUUAAUUCAGAGGGUAUUAAUGCAUUAAUGACUGCAUCUUUUUUUGGACAAGAAACCAUUGCUGCAUUGCUUAUAAAAUGUGGAGUGAAAAUAAACAUAUUUAAUUCAAUUGGUAGUAAUGCAUUAAUGCUUGCAUCAAUUAAAGGACAAGACAAAAUUGUUGAAUUACUUAUCAACAAUGGGGCAGAAGUAAACCUUUGUAAUUCAGGUGGUUUCAAUGCAUUAUUAUAUGCAUGUAAUGAUGGUCAUGCUAACACAGCGGAAUUACUUAUUAAACUCGGAGCAGAUAUAAAUCAUGUUAAGUCUGAUGGGGGAAAUGCAUUGAUGAUGGCAUCAUACAUUGGAAAUGUGAAAACUGCUGAAUUACUAAUAAAAAACGGAGUGGAUGUAAACCGCAUUAAAUCUGAGGGUUGGAAUGCCCUAAUGCUUUCAUCAGAAAAGGGCCAUGUUAAAACUGCGGAAUUACUUAUACAAAACGGAGCUGAUGUAAAGUGUGUUAAAUCAGAUGGUAAGGAUGCAUUAAUGAUAGCAUCAGAAAAAGGACUACUUAUAAAACGAGGAGCAGAUAUAAAUCGAAUAUCAUUUGAUGGUAAGAAUGCUUUGAUGAUUACUUCAAUGUAUGGACAUGCUAAAACAGCGGAACUACUUAUAAAAAGCGGCGCAAAGGUAAAUGCUAUUGACUCCAGUUGUUGGGAUGCAUUAAUGCGAGCAUCAAAGAACGGGCAUGAUAAAACUGCUGAAAUACUAAUAAAGCACGGAGCAGAUAUUAAUCACUUUGACAAAAAUGAGUUUGAUGCUUUAAUGAUUGCGUCACUAUAUGGACAUGAUAAAACGGUUGACUUACUUCUAAAUAGUGGAGCAAAUGUAAAUAGAAUGAAAUCAGAUGGCUAUGAUGCACUUAUGAUCGCAUCAUUCCAUGGAUAUGACACCACUGUAGAUUUACUUUUAAACAGAGGAGCAGCAAUUAAUCGUAUUGCAAAAGAUGGUUUUGAUGCGUUAAUGUGUGCAUCACAAAAUGGACAUGAUAAAUCUGUUGACUUACUUCUAAAAAAUGGAGCGAAUGUAAAUAGAAUUGAACCAGAUGGCUAUAAUGCACUUCUUCUUGCAUCAUUCAACGGACAUGACACCACAGCAGAUUUAAUUAUCAAAAACGGAGCAGAUAUUAAUAGCAUUUUAACAGGUGGUUUUGAUGCUUUAAUGUGUGCAUCACAAAAUGGGCAUGAUAAAACUGUUGAGCUGCUCAUUAAAAGAGGAGCAGAUGUAAAUUGUGUUAACAUUCAAGCAUUAAAUGAUGAUGAAAUAAACGACACCCAAACUGAAGGAAGGAAACGUUACAACAAUGGACUAGACAGCUAUUUCAACUCUUGUAGGAAGUAA